Molecule: messenger RNA, 486 nt
Organism: Mytilus trossulus (common blue mussel)
Lineage: Eukaryota; Metazoa; Mollusca; Bivalvia; Mytilida; Mytilidae
Product: protein psiD-like
Exons: 4
Coding region: 1-486 (161 amino acids)
Source: RefSeq, a predicted model, not a curated record
AUGUCUGUUAGAUGCAAGUGCGGAAAAGCAUGUUGCAAAUGUGCUGACACAUGUCCUGAGGGUUCUAUAUGUAUGAAUGAAGGUGACACAUGUAAAGGAAUGAAAGAUACAAACGGAUGCUGCGGCAACAUGUUUUGUUGUACACCUACUUCGACAGCAACACCGGCACCGACAGACGCAGCAACACCAGCACCGACAGACGCAGCAACACCGGCACCGACAGACGCAGCAACACCGGCACCGACAGACGCAGCAACACCAGCACCGACAGACGCAGUAACACCGGCACCGACAGACGCAGCAACACCGGUACCAUGUGUAGACAAAUGUCAAGGUGACUGUUUGAACGAUUGUUCUGGUCCUUUUGGUCAAAUUCAAGGAGACUGCUGUGGGACAACGAUUACUCUGAAUCUUGAAGCCGUUAGAAGAAUGCUUUUUGAGAAAAUGUCUACAGUUAUUAACCAGUUAUUAAUAAAAAUUGUAUGA